UCGCUGGUUCCUGCGCGCUUUGAGACUCGUACGGUGACGGGACUCGUGAAGGGCCACGCCUACUCUGUGACCGCCGUGGAGGAGUGCAAGCCGUCUCAGCUAAAAGAGUCUAAGGUGCGUCUGGUGCGUCUCAGGAACCCCUGGGGACAGGUGGAGUGGAACGGACCCUGGAGCGACAACUCUAAGGACUGGACGACGCUCUCUAAGACGGAGAAAGAGAAGCUGCAGCAUCAGAGCGCAGAGGACGGAGAGUUCUGGAUGUCUUUCGAGGACUUCAAGAAGAACUACACUAAGAUCGAGAUCUGUAACCUGACCCCGGACGCUCUGGAGGACGAUAAGAUCCACAAGUGGACGGUGUCGGUGAACGAGGGCCGCUGGGUGAGGGGCUGCUCGGCCGGGGGCUGCAGGAACUACCCAG
Messenger RNA from Notothenia coriiceps (black rockcod), 418 nucleotides. RefSeq names its product calpain-3-like. Gene Ontology annotation, cellular component: cytoplasm. The annotation marks the transcript as partial. Lineage: Eukaryota; Metazoa; Chordata; Actinopteri; Perciformes; Nototheniidae. Gene Ontology annotation, molecular function: calcium-dependent cysteine-type endopeptidase activity. The record is from RefSeq and is a predicted model, not a curated record. The transcript is spliced from 4 exons. Gene Ontology annotation, biological process: negative regulation of apoptotic process; proteolysis.